Messenger RNA from Danio aesculapii, 2587 nucleotides. RefSeq names its product transcription termination factor 1-like. The transcript has 9 exons. Bases 247 to 2067 code for a protein of 606 amino acids. The record is from RefSeq and is a predicted model, not a curated record. NCBI's taxonomy places the organism in Eukaryota, Metazoa, Chordata, Actinopteri, Cypriniformes, Danionidae.
GGGAAGUUCGCAGACAUAUCAGUGAAGAAGUUCAGGAGCGAAAGUACUCUUUUAGUAAACGUUUCGCUCACCUUUUCAGGUACAGAAUUAUAUUUCUGCUUAUGUAAGUUUAUAUGUGUCGCUAAACAUAUAUUCGUAAUGUUUUUAGUGUGCUUCUGUUAUCAGUUCGUGCGCAGGAGGAGAAGUUAGCGAUACACGUGCAAGGGGUCGUCAGUAGUUUUAGCGUGUGAAGAUCGUUUAUUUACGAUGGAUGAGAUGCAGUCAGAUUCUCCUAACAAGGUUGAUGGGGAAAAGGUGAAGAAAAAGAAAAAGAAAAAGAGAAGUAAAACUACAGAGCAGCAUGAGCUCACUGAAAGUCCACAGGAACAGAGUGAGAAACGGCGCGAAAAGAAGGAAAAGAGGAGAAACAGUAAAACUGAAUCUGAUGAUAAUCUGCAAACACAUACAGGCAAGAAGAAGAGGAGAAAGCUGGAUAAUGAAGGCGAGACUUCAGUGAUGGAUGAUGGUGUCUCAAAUCAGCAUGAAGCACAAACACAAGAGCUUCAGGGCUCAAGUGAAGAGAAGACUUCUAGAAGAUUGAGAACGAGAGUAAGUGCGACACAGACCAGCUAUGUUGAGAUGGCAGAAGAAGAACAGACUAACACUGAGAUCGAGUCAGAGCAUGAGGAAGAAGAGCCAAACACGAGAGAUGAGGAAAGCGACCCGCCUGAUGUAAUGAUUGGGACUAGAACGCGCAAAACUCGUAAGAUUCCAGUAGAUUUGAAGCUCCUGGAAGAACUGAAAGAGUUUUGCCCUAAUAUGCCGAUAGAUUCCCGACGCGAUAGUGAUAAAAAUAAAAUGUUCAGGUAUGACCUGCCAAGAUUCAGGGAAUUCAAAAAACAAGGCAUCGCAAUGAAACAAGGAAGAUUUUCUGAAGCAGAAAAUGAGAGGUUAAGACAGAACGUAAGUAACAUUCUGGCUCUCACAAAAGUGAAAGAUGCUGCCAGGCUCUUUUAUCCCAAACUGUUCCCACGAGAGGAAGGGAAACUGGCCAAGGUGAAAAGAAAGUUCGGGUUUUAUCGAAAGAUUGCGGAAGGAAUUGCCAGGCCUUGUCAAGUUGUUUACUCCCGUGGACAGAAGAUGUUUGAUCACAGACAUUAUAAGGGGAGUUUUACUGAAGAAGAAGACAGAAAAUUGCUAAAGUACUAUAAAAGGUAUGGCCCGAAAUGGCAGAAAAUUGCUGAAAAGAUAGGUCGAAGUCCUUUCUCCCUCAGGAAACGAUAUCCACAAAUUAGUUCGGAUAAAAGAAAGGGACCGUGGACUACUGAGGAGGUGCAGAGGCUUUUAAAGGCUGUGCGUGAGCAUGUUGUAUCUGUCCUGAAAUCUGCAAACCCUAAUAAAAAGAAACCAAAAAGAGUCAGUAGAGAAAUACUGUACGAAAAUUUGCCCUGGACCACAAUUGCUGAGAAUGUUGAAACUCGAUGUUAUAGGCAAUGCAGAGAGAAAUGGAUGUGCAUACUCUCUGUGCGAAUGUCCUCAGGGACCAAAUUUAGAGGAAAGACAUGUGUGCUGGCCAAAAUCAGACUCAUCAAAGCGAUGUAUGAAAUGCAAGUGGAGGAUCUGACGGAUCUUGACUGGGGAAGUCUCACAGCUGCUUUCGGAAAUGUCCCUCCAACAUAUGUUCAAAAAAUGUGGUACAAAAUGAAAAACAGCUUGGUGCCAGAUUGGAACACCAGGAGUUUUAAAGACAAUAUGUCAUUUCUCCACAAUGACAUUUUGCCAUGCCUGGUGAGAAGUUGCAAAGGCUUUGAUGUCGAUGAGGUCAAGGUAGAGCAGAAGGAACUAUUCCGGCUAUCAAAAAUUUUUAAGGACAUUGAGGAAGAUGUCAAGGACAUUAAGAAAGAGGGCCAGGACAUUGAGGAAGAUGUCAAGGACAUUAAGAAAGAGGGCCAGGACAUUGAGAAAGAUGUCAAGGACAUUGAUGAAGAUGUCAAGGACAUUGAGAAAGAGGGCCAGGACAUUGAGAAAGAUGGCCGUGAUGGAGAUGAAGAGACUGGCCAGCAGGAGAACAACAGCUUUAAUCAAUAGUGAGCAAUUGGUCACAGUCUCCAGACCAAUGAUUUAAAGAAAAGAUGUACAUAGUUUUUUAAAAUUUGUUUUAUUCUUGGGUUUUACAGUUGAGCAGGAAAAACUGAAUCUGUCAAAUGUUUCAAAGGUUUUCUGGACAUUUCGUUUUUCCUCAAAGAGUUCAAACUUGGGUGAUAGAGGUAAACAAUGGGAGAGCACGCAGUGGCAGAAUUACAUUACAUCAAUCCAAUUACAUUUUCAGACCAGCCAUGGCCCGAUGCAGUGGGUCAGAACUCCAGAAGUCAUGGUCCCACCCCAAGAACCAGCCUGUAAAGGUCGGAAAUUCAAAGCCCUGAUUCACUGUAACAAUAGGGGUCCUCUUAUCCCUACUGGCAGGAUCUGUUCAAUAUAUUUGGCCACUAAAGUGAGAAACGUAAAGAGGUACAUGGUUAGUUAGGGAUAACUCCAUAAUCGUACUGUUGUGAAAAUUGGGUUCUCCUCACCUGAUCAUUUCCCAUCCAAACAAAGACCUUAGGAACAA